CUCAAGGCUCUUACCCCGCCCCCUGGGCUCGCCGCCGACCGUGGGCGCCCUCCCGCGCUCACCGCCCACCAGAGCCACCGCGCGCCACGCCGCGCGCCAUGCCGCGCGCGCCGCUGCUGGCCGGGCUCGCGCUGCUCGCGUGGCUCGCGCUGCCCGCGGUGCUCGCGCCGCCCGCGGGGCGGGCCGCCGCGCGGAGGCUCCAGGAGGGGGCGGCCGCAGCGGCCCCGGAGGCGCAGCUCCACCCCGGGCGCGGGCAGGAAGCCGAGGCCCCCCAGCAGGACGACCGCGCCGACGAGAAUGCGGAGGGUCGCGUAGGCAGCAGCCACGGACACGGCGAGGAUGCGGUCGACCCCACCAGUUGUGCCAUCAUGUUUGUGUUCUUCGGCUGCCUGGUGAUGGGGGGGGCCGUGCACAGCAUCAUGAACUGGUACGACCCCGACAUUCGCAUGGCCGCACACCGCAUGCUCUCCGUGAGCGUGUCGAUUUUUUGCGCCAUGAGUUUAUUCAAGAUGAUCGAGGGAUUCGUCUUCAUACAACUAAUUCCGAGUGAUCCUCCCAGGGGUCUGGGCAUCAAGGAUCUGAGCCACGAGGCGCACCUUGGCAUCGAACUUGUAAUGUUUUGUUUCUUUCUGGCCGCCAUUUCGUGGUGCUGUCGUUGCACCUGCAAAGCGGAGCUCGGAACCUGGUUCAAUGUGUCGAAGCUCAUAGUGCCGCAUAUUGCUGGCUUUUGUGGCUUUGCACUGAGCGGUGACUUCAUUGAAGUGAUGAUCUACAAACUCGGUGACAACCUCUCCUACGAAUAUGUGCUCGUCGUUUCAAUUCUCGGUCUGGUGAUCUUCAUCCGGCUGCUUUGCUGGGCGAUGCAUAUUUGGCGUAGGCGCCCGCACUAUCAGAGCAUGGUCGACGGCGAGAACCCCUGGGGAGGCGAGGCUCCCCAGAUCACGCAAGCACAAGGGAAGCGCGAUGCAGAUCGAGCCCUCGAGCAAUGCACCGAGGCGAUCGAGGAGGGCGAGGACGAGGUCACUGCUUUCGUCUUGAGCGGUGCCCUUUAUGGCUUCGUUCGCUACCUGAUCCUCAGCAGGCCCGGCGUCGGGUGCGGCGAGCACGCCGCGGCCUUUCAGAUUGUCCCGGGGAAGUUUCCAGAGACGUGUGUCCCUCAUGCACUUGUGAGCGCUUGGAUCUACUAUUCCUGGCCAGCAGUGGCUGCCCUAGUCUUCACGACUUGCCCCUGCUGGGGCACAGAGCGUGGUCUCUUGCACCGGGUGGCAAGAUUCUUGAGCGUGUCCUCGGGACUGCUCAUUUGCAGAUUGAUUCUGGCGCUCGUAGUUCAGUGGUUCUUCUGGCGAACAGAUUCGAAAGUUACGGUCUACAUGGGCGCAGCCUUGUUCACAACAACAUUGGCUGUUGUUCUGACAUUCUUGUUCGACUUUCUAGCAGAUCUCAUCGAGAGCAAGGGGAUCCAGUCCACCGCUCCGAGUAGGAGCACCGCAGGCGAGAGUGCCUCCGAUGCUGAAGCAAAGCAGCCUCUCAGCUCCACCAGCGCCGUGAGGAGAAAGCUCAGCAGGAUGGCGACAGGGCUGGCGACAGGGCGUGACGACGUGGGCCAAUACCUCGCAGCCUCCACGCGGUCGUUGAUGAGUGUCUUUGGCCUGCUCGUUGGCCUGAGUUGGGAGGGGGUGUUCGAGGCGGGCGAGGACGUCAUGGUGGAGUUCGUCAACCAUGAAAUGGUUCGACGGGCCUGGUGGCACCACCCCCAUGCGGUGCUGCUCGAGAUGGCUUUCACCGUUGCGGUCCUCGCUUGCGUUGUCCCAGGGUGGGCCAAGCACCUUGUUCCUGCCGCCGAGAAGGAUCGGGCGUACCACCAGGGGUGCAUCGAGAGGGAGGCCGAGAGCAGGUCGUUGGACAUGUUCACCCCCAGCGUCCUGCGCAGGCUAGCGCUCUCGUGCAUCGCUAGGCUGCCUACCGCCCAGCAGCCAUGCUGAAGAGGCCGUGCCCGCGGCCCCACGACAGGUCCGACCUGCCUUAAUUAACCAAGCCCAUUUUUCGGCGCGGUGCAGCGCUUCAUGCGCCCCGGCUCUCGCCGCGCUCGGACUCUCCGCGGCGGCGGCGCUGGUGCAAGCGCGCCUCUCGCGCGCUGCGCCGCUCCCUACAGGACAUCUGCUCGCGGCCGCGCAUGUGCGCGUACACAAGCGGAGGUGCGCUGCUCGUUGGGGCUUCCAUUGGUUCAGGCUCGCCCACUGGAGGGUUCCUCCUCUCUCGUCCUCCUCCUCCUCUGCCUCCUCCCCCUCCCCUCCUCGUGUUGCCUACGGCCCUAGGAGAAAGCGUCUAUCGCCCACAAGCGGCUUUGCACCAUGCCUGACUUGGUGACUGUGACGGUGCCUUGAUGUCGUCGGCGUGGGUGGCGUUGGCGAUGGCGGUGACAACGGUGACUUGCCAAAGUGCGUGUGUCCCGGGCAGGUUGCGCACUGAGCGGGCUGCACAAGACAGCGCCCCAGACCGCGUGAUGUCGCGCUUGUAGCCUGGAGCCGCAGACGAGAUGUCGGUGUCAGGCCAUGGGUCCUUCCGAGCAUGCAUUCGCAGUUUGUUCGGUUCCUGCGAUCUGGCUCCCUUCAUCCCCCUCCCCCUCCUCCUUUUCCCCCCCCUUCUCCUCCCCCUCCUCCUGCUCCCCCUCCCCGUCGUUGGAAUGCUUGCAGCCAGGUCGUCGGAAACACCAUACUUGCUGGUCCUUCCAUGGGCUUAAGCCGUCAAGAGAAAGUGAUUUCGCUUUAUGCUGCUUGACAGGUUGCGAGCAGUUUUCUUGAAUUCGGAGCAUGUCGGCUGUACAUGGCCGCAGCUCGUCAGACCUCAGAACCCAGGCUCGUGGCCUAGCAACGCACAGGACGUGUCGUUGGCAGGUCGAUGAUCGUUCCAACAACAAAACAAAAGACGGCCCAGAUGGCCCGGGCCUCCCCCCUCCGUCCCUCCUUCCCUCC
Prorocentrum cordatum is the source of this 2972-nucleotide messenger RNA. NCBI's taxonomy places the organism in Eukaryota, Dinophyceae, Prorocentrales, Prorocentraceae. The record is from the annotation of a GenBank genome assembly.